CUUUGUGAAAACCUCCUCGCUCUUGAAUAAGCAAAACUGAGCACUAUAUUUGGAUACUUCAAUUCUGAAGAAAUCCUUUUCUAAUUCUUUUCCUCUCAACGAUAUGGCCAUUGUUGCUUCUUCUUCUUCUUCUUCUUCUGUCGUGAUCAACAAUGAAGUCUUCAUCAGUUUUAGAGGAGACACUCGUAAGAACUUUACUAGUCAUCUUUACUCUGCCUUAUGCCGGAAAGGCAUUCGGACCUACAGAGAUGAUCCGAAUCUCGAGAGAGGAGAUGAAAUUUCGGUUGCACUUUCAAGAGCAAUUGAGGAAUCGAAGAUUUCAGUAGUCGUCUUCUCGAAAGAGUAUGCUUCUUCUAGAUGGUGCUUGAAUGAGCUCGUGCACAUUCUCAAAUGCAAGAAUGAAAGAGGUCUGAUUGUUUUACCCGUCUUUUACGACAUCAAUCCGUCAUAUAUUAGGAAACAGAUGGGGAGUUAUGCUGAUGCCUUUACUGCACACAAAGAACGUUUUGAGCUGAAAAAAGUGGAGGAGUGGAGAAAUGCUUUGACUGCUGCAGCUGAUCUAUCUGGCUUUCAUUCAAAAAAUUAUCAGUAUGAGUCGGAAUUAAUUGAGAAGAUUGUGAAAGAUGUAUUGAGGAAAUUAAAACGAUUGCCACAAAUUAUUAUUGCUACAAAGGGCCUUGUAGGAAUAUAUCGACAACUGGAGGAAAUUGAAUCCCUGUUAUGGUUUGGAUUACCAAAUCCUCGUGUCAUAGGCCUUUGGGGGCUUGGUGGUAUCGGUUCCUCCCUUCAUUCUCAAGCCGUAGAAUAUUGGGAACACACAUGGAAUAAGCUAAAAAUAAUUCCCCAUUCAGACGUUCAAAAGGUGUUGAAAAUAAGUUAUGAUGGGCUAGAUGAUAAGCAACAAGAUAUUCUCCUUGAUAUUGCAUGUUUUCUUAGAGGGGAGACAAGAGAUUUUAUAGAGAGCAUACUAGAUAAUUGUGAUUUGUUUUCAAGUUCGGGGAUUGAAGUUCUCAUAAACAAGUCUCUCAUUACCAUUUGUAAGGGCGAAGUUCAGAUGCAUGAUUUGAUACAAGAGAUGGGUUGGGAAAUUGUUCGGCAACAAUCUAUUAAACAUCUUGGAAGGCGUAGUCGGUUGUGGAUUCCUCAAGACGUCUAUCAUGUCUUAGACAACAAUGAGGGAACCGAAGAAAUCGAAGGAAUAUAUCUUGACAUAUCUAAGAUUGAUGAUGCUCUACACUUGGAACCUAUAGUUUUCAACAAGAUGCAUAGACUGAGAUUGCUCAAGAUAUAUGUUUCAGAUUAUUCACAUCAUAGUAAAUUCAAAUGCGUUAAGCAACUUUGGACUGGUGUACAGAAUCUUAGAAAUUUGAAGCGUAUUAAUCUUGGUUAUUCCAAGCUACUGAUCAAACUUCCAGAUCUAUCCCGAGCUCUAAAGCUAGAAAGUAUUAAUCUUGAGGGCUGUAUAAAUUUAGUUGAAGUUCCUCCGCUUAAUUUUCAAGGAUGUUUUGGAUCUCUUACACUACGUGGUUGCAUUAAGAUUAAAUCAGUCCCAAACAUAUCGGGGAAUAUCAAAUACUUGAAUUUAGACUGGACUGGAAUAAAAGAAUUGCACUUAUCAAUUGGGUGUUUUGAAAGUCUUGUGGAAUUGAGCCUUCGUGGUUGUCAGCAUAUCAAUAAUUUUUCAGCAGCUUCUUUUCCGAGAAAUAUACAAGUUUUUAAUUUAAGCGACUUGUCAAUAAAACAAGUGCCCUUCUCAAUUGAGUUGUUAGAAAAUCUUGUGGAAUUGAGGCUCGAAGGUUGUCAACAUAUCAAGCAUCUUUCAGCAGCUCUUCAGAAAAAUCUGAAAAAAUUGAAUUUGCGAGACUCAUCAAUAGAACAAGUGUCUUCAUCGUCAAUUGAGGGUCUUGAUUUUCUGAGGGAAUUUCGUCUUGGAGGAUGCAAAAAGCUUGAGAGUCUCCCAACCAAUAUAUUUAAAUCCAAGUCUCUUGAAAGUCUUCAACUUGGCGAUCUAAGCGCGAACCAAUUUGAGAAUAUACCUUCAACCAUGAUCAUACAACUUCAUCGGCUGGAAACACUCAACAUUCAAAAUUGCAAGAAGCUCCGAUCUUUGCCACAACUUCCAUCGUCUGUUAUACGUCUACAUGCAAGAGGAUGUACUUCUCUGGAGACAAUAUCAAGUUCGGGGUGCUAUGGAUUCAACAUACGGCAUGUGACUCGCCCUUUCAUUCACAAAAGAUUUACGUUCCAAAAUUGCUGGAAACUAGGACGGAAUGCACGCAGCAUUUUAACUGAUUUCUUAUACGGAGUUGAUAAAUUGAAUUUGGGAGGAAAUUAUUGUCUUACAAUUGGAGUAUGUUAUCCGGGAAAUGAAAUUCCAAAGUGGUUCAGGCAUCAAGACGAGGGGAUUUCAACAACUAUGAAGCUUCCCCAUGGUUGGCAUAAUUCUAAUUUUAUGGGUUUUGCCAUUUGCAUUGUUGCUUCAAUAUUCCCAGCAGGCACAGUCUCCAAUUCUUCUAAGUACAUGCACGGUCUCCAAUAUGUAGAAAUUAAGUUUGACAUACAACUUAAAACCAAGUGCGGUCAAAUCCACAAAUAUAAACACGAUAUGGGUGCUUUCGUGGUCAAAUCCAGAAGUAGUGAUAUUAGGUCGGACCAUGUGUUCGUGCAAUGCGUCACUGACAGCAUGUUCAACGGACAUCCUGAUGCAAUGGAGGCAUCAUUCUAUUUGAAAUUUAGAUCUUUUGUCCAAAGUACGAUAUGUUAUUCGAAUGUGAAAAGGAUUGGAGUUGGAAUGAAAGGUGAAAAGACAAACUUGAAUUCUGAUGUUGGAGAGAAUGUUUUCAGCAUUUUCAAGGAUUGA
Molecule: messenger RNA, 2860 nt
Organism: Morus notabilis
Lineage: Eukaryota; Viridiplantae; Streptophyta; Magnoliopsida; Rosales; Moraceae
Product: TMV resistance protein N-like
Exons: 10
Coding region: 104-2860 (918 amino acids)
Biological process (GO): signal transduction; defense response
Source: RefSeq, a predicted model, not a curated record